CAGGAGUUUAAAACCAACAUUGGGACUUCUGCUACUUUUGAUAACUGGUGGUCUAUUAUGAAAGCCAUUUAUUUUGGCUCCUUUGUUCAUGAUUGUCUGUACAGACUCGACCCAGAGUAUAAAUCCCUUCAAGACAAAGCAAAUGACCCUUAUAAAUCUAUAAUCCCUCAUGCAAAAGAUGCCACUCCUUUAUCCUCAGUUCCUAUUGAAGCAAAGAAAAAGAGAAAAGGGAAAGAUGGCCCUGGUAGCGGAACCAAGGGUAAGGAAAAGAUCUUUGAAAGCCAUUUCGACUGGCUUAGUUCAAAAUGCUUCCAAGAACAUUAUUUCAGAGAGGCCUAAAAGUAAGGCUACAUAUGUCAGGAUUUUAGCUCCUAUAGAGGAACCUCAAUAUGAGAAAUUGGCUGACUUGUUUAGCGUGAAGCAAUCUAAAAAAGCAAAGAGAACAAAGAUUGUUGAUGCUUUUGUAGAAGAAGAAGAAGAUACCUCGAAGUCUUCAAAAGUUCAGAAGGCCUCCUUGUCAACAGGGAAGGAUGACACCACAGAUAAGGAAAUUGAACUCUUUGAAUUUGGAGAUACAACUGCUUCUAAUCCUUCCCUUCAAAGCAUUGAGGAAUCUGUUUGCACUCCAAGUAACCAAGUGCCUAUUAAUGCAUGCCUUGGACGAGACAAUGUUCUACUAGAAUUGGUACAUGAAAUGCCAAUUGCAUCAGAGAGCAAUCAAGUGCCUAAUUCAAUAGGCCUUGAUCAAAACAGUACUCUGCUGGCACUAUUAUCCCAAGUCGACAAAGUCACUAAUAUGGGUAUUGCACCUCAGAUGCCUAACCAAGAAGACAUAGGCAGAGGUCUAAAUCUAUAUUUUUUUGUGAGUUUAUGGUAAAUUUAAAUUUAUCAUAUAAGCUAAUAAAAUGUCCCUUGCGAUGUCAUUAAUUA
Rhododendron vialii is the source of this 930-nucleotide messenger RNA. RefSeq lists its product as uncharacterized. Lineage: Eukaryota; Viridiplantae; Streptophyta; Magnoliopsida; Ericales; Ericaceae. The record is from RefSeq and is a predicted model, not a curated record. The transcript is spliced from 3 exons. The coding region runs from base 170 to 877 and encodes 235 amino acids.